AUGCCGCAGUUGAAUGACGUUACGUCUGCUCCAUUUGGUAUUCCACAAGAAGGGAUGAUAAAGUCUGAACCAUCUGUGUCAAUCUCUUUGGUGCAAGAAAGGAUAACUGCUAAAUAUGGCUUUCAAGUUUCGUACAAAAAGGCGUGGUAUGCGAAGCAGAAAGCGAUGGAAAUUCUGUACGGUUAUACUCCAGCAAUGGUUGAUUUUGAAAGGAAUCUUGCGAGUUUCCGUGAAAGUAGUCCUCAAAUUGCUGAGUGGAUAGAUGCGAUUCCUAAGGAAAAGUGGUCGCGUGCCUACGAUAUUGAAGGACGAAGGUACGAUCAUAUGACAACAAAUUUGGCUGAAUCUGUCAAUAGGGUUUUGAAGGGAGCCAGAAAUAUGCCUAUAACAGCAUUGGUUAAGCAUACAUAUAGCAGAUUGGUUGCAUAUUUUGUUGAGAGAGGAACAAAUGCUCUUGCACAACUUCAAUCAGCUCAUCGUCACUCCAAACAUGUUGUUGAAUUGGUCAAGAAGAACCAGGUAGAUGCAACAGGCCACCACGUUCGUGCAUACAAUGUUGAACAUACUGUAUUCGAGGUUGACGCAGGUUGGGAACGUUCAUAUUCUGUCAACCUCCCACAGAGAUACUGUCAGUGUGGAAAGUUUAAGGCCUUUAAGUAUCCAUGUAGUCACGUUGUUGCUGCUGCGUUAAGUGUUAGGCAGUGUGCGUUCACUUACGUUGACGACGUCUUCUUGAUAAAUAACUUGGUCGAGGCUUAUUUUUUUCCGUGGGAGCCAAUCGGAAACGAGGAAGCAAUACCUGAAAUUAGUGGUGCAAAGAUUAUUCCUUAUUGUACUAUGUUGCGUGCAAAAGGUCGUCCAAAGUCAACUCGUAUCCGCAACGAGAUGGAUGAAGUUGAGACAAGCCAGAGCCGUAUCAGGUGUGGACUUUGCAAGGAACGCGGCCAUAAUCGUCGGCGAUGUCCAAGUCGUGGGAGAAACGAAUGA
Molecule: messenger RNA, 987 nt
Organism: Gastrolobium bilobum
Lineage: Eukaryota; Viridiplantae; Streptophyta; Magnoliopsida; Fabales; Fabaceae
Exons: 3
Coding region: 1-987 (328 amino acids)
Molecular function (GO): zinc ion binding; nucleic acid binding
Source: RefSeq, a predicted model, not a curated record